Microtus ochrogaster (prairie vole) is the source of this 5521-nucleotide messenger RNA. It is a transcript of the gene Dcaf5, whose product is annotated as DDB1 and CUL4 associated factor 5. Gene Ontology annotation, molecular function: protein binding. Gene Ontology annotation, cellular component: cytoplasm; Cul4-RING E3 ubiquitin ligase complex. The record is from RefSeq and is a predicted model, not a curated record. Gene Ontology annotation, biological process: negative regulation of fatty acid biosynthetic process. NCBI's taxonomy places the organism in Eukaryota, Metazoa, Chordata, Mammalia, Rodentia, Cricetidae.
AACAGACAACCUUCUUCCAGACGUCCAGUUCAAUCCCGGGUUCCGGCGCCCCAAGAGGCGGCGAGCAGCGCUGGGCGAGCCGCUGCCCCUCUGGGGGAGGAAGCCAGGAGGCUGGCUGCCACUCUGAUUGUUACGCGUGUCCAACUUCACAGAGUGCGGCGCGCCGGGGUGCACCCAGGGGCCGCCGUCCAGCGCCAACCGCGGUUCGGUUCGGGCAAGCGGCCGCGCCAAGCCUCCGCCCGCCGUCUCCCGGCAGCCGUCCGCGGGGGAGGGGCGGCUGGCGUCCGCGUUCUCCGGCCCAGCGGCCGGCGGAAGGGCCCCGCACCGCGGAAGCGCGACCGCAGCUGGGGAUCAGCUGCUGGAGGAGGCGGAGAGGCGGAGCCUCGGGGGGAAGGGGAGGGAGGGAGGGACGCGACCGUGAGGAAGCCGCGAACGCCGCCGACCGUCUGAACACCUCGCUCCGUCUGCCAUGGCUGGUUAAAGAAGCCUCGGGCUCGCCGCGCGCGCGGGGAGGGACGGGGAGGGGAGCGGCGGCCGGGCGUGCGGCCGAGGGAGGGGCGGCGGCGCGAGCGGCGGCGGCGGCGGUUCCAGCAUGAAGAGGAGAGCUGGCCUGGGGGGCAGCAUGAGGUCAGUGGUUGGCUUCUUGUCCCAGCGGGGCUUGCAUGGGGACCCCCUGCUCACUCAGGACUUUCAGAGGAGACGCCUGCGGGGCUGCAGAAACCUCUACAAGAAGGACCUCCUCGGCCACUUCGGCUGUGUCAAUGCCAUUGAAUUCUCCAACAAUGGAGGCCAGUGGCUGGUCUCAGGAGGAGAUGAUCGCCGAGUUCUGCUGUGGCACAUGGAACAAGCUAUCCAUUCCAGGGUCAGUCCCAUACAGCUGAAGGGAGAGCACCAUUCCAACAUUUUCUGCCUGGCUUUCAACAGUGGCAACACCAAAGUCUUCUCUGGAGGAAAUGAUGAGCAAGUUAUCCUCCAUGAUGUUGAAAGCAGUGAGACCCUGGAUGUGUUUGCUCAUGAAGAUGCAGUGUAUGGCUUGUCGGUGAGCCCAGUGAAUGACAACAUUUUUGCCAGCUCUUCAGAUGAUGGCCGGGUUCUCAUUUGGGACAUCCGGGAGUCUCCCCAUGGAGAGCCCUUCUGCCUGGCUAAUUAUCCAUCAGCCUUUCACAGUGUCAUGUUUAACCCCGUGGAGCCCAGGUUAUUGGCCACAGCCAAUUCAAAGGAAGGCGUGGGACUAUGGGACAUUAGAAAACCUCAGAGUUCUCUCCUGCGCUAUGGUGGCAACCUAUCUCUCCAAAGUGCCAUGAGUGUGCGAUUCAACAGCAAUGGGACCCAACUCCUGGCCCUGCGACGGCGCCUGCCCCCUGUCCUUUAUGACAUCCACUCCCGCCUGCCAGUGUUCCAGUUUGACAAUCAGGGUUACUUCAACUCAUGCACUAUGAAGAGCUGCUGUUUUGCAGGGGAUCGUGACCAGUAUAUCCUCUCAGGCUCUGAUGACUUCAACCUGUACAUGUGGAAGAUUCCUGCAGAUCCAGAAGCAGGUGGCAUUGGCAGAGUGGUCAAUGGAGCCUUCAUGGUGCUGAAAGGGCAUCGGUCCAUUGUUAACCAGGUCCGGUUUAACCCCCAUACAUACAUGAUCUGCUCUUCUGGUGUAGAAAAGAUUAUCAAGAUCUGGAGUCCAUACAAGCAGCCAGGAUGUACAGGAGACCUCGACGGUCGGAUUGAAGAUGAUUCCCGCAGCCUCUACACCCAUGAAGAGUAUAUCAGCCUUGUAUUGAACAGCGGAAGUGGUCUGUCCCACGACUAUGCUAACCAGUCGGUCCAGGAAGAUCCCCGGAUGAUGGCUUUCUUUGACUCUUUGGUGCGCCGCGAGAUCGAGGGCUGGAGCUCUGACUCAGACAGUGACCUCAGCGAGAGCACCAUCCUUCAGCUGCAUGCAGGGGUCAGUGAGCGCUCCGGCUACACUGACUCAGAGUCCUCGGCCUCACUGCCCCGCUCCCCACCUCCCACAGUAGACGAGUCUGCCGACAAUGCCUUCCACCUGGGGCCCCUGCGAGUCACCACCGCAAAUGCCGUAGUGUCAACCCCAGCCACGCCGACGUGUGAGGAUGCAGCAUCUCGCCAGCAGCGCCUAUCUGCUCUGCGUCGCUACCAGGACAAGCGCCUCCUGGCCCUGUCCAAUGAGUCUGAUUCUGAAGAGAAUGCCUGUGAGGCUGAACUGGACACAGAUCUCUUCCCUCGGCCGAGGUCGCCCAGCCCCGAGGAUGGAUCCAGCAGCUCCAGCAGCUCCAGUAGCUCGGAGGAAGAAGAGGAACUGAAUCAACGCCGAGCCACCACUCGGCAGCGAAAUGCCAUGCGGAGGCGGCAAAAGACAGCCCGGGAAGAGCGGCCCAACGCUCCAGUCAAGCCCACCAACACCUACAUUGGUGAGGACAAUUACGACUAUCCCCAGAUCAAGGUAGAUGACCUCUCCUCCUCCCCAAACUCCUCCCCUGAGCGGAGUGCUUCCAAUCUGGAUAUCCAACCAAGCCGGGCCCCACCAACUGCCAACAUGGAAUCAGUAGAGCGAAAGAUUUAUAAAGCUUACAAGUGGCUCCGCUACUCCUACAUCUCUUACUCGAAUAACAAAGAUGGAGAAACUUCUUUAGUGGCAGAGGAGGCAGAUGAAGGGAGAGCAGGAACCAGCCCCAAAGACAACCCAACCCCUUCUUCCAGUAAGGAAGCCUGCCCAACCCAGAAAGACCAGGACCUGCCCCCUGAAGGCUGCAACAAAGAUGCUUGUAAAGAAGAGACUUCCACCAGGAAUCCCAGCAGUGGUGCAAGCCAUGAGCACAGCAGCCAUCCUUGGGCAGAGAUGCUAGAGAGCACCUCUCAGGACACUAACAGUAGCAGUCCUCUAGAGCACUCUUUUGAAACCAAGAAGCUCAAUGGAAAGGCCCUGAGCAAGGCCCUGAGCAGCCGGACUGAGGAGCCACCCUCUCCUGUCCCCAAAGCAUCUGGUUCCACUCUGAACAGUGCGUCUGGCAACUGUCCCAGGACCCAGUCUGAUGAUAGUGAGGAAAGGAGCCUUGAAACCCUAUGUGCCAACCACAACAAUGGACGCUUGCACCCCCGACCCCCUCACCCCCACAACAAUGGGCAGAACUCUGGGGAGCAGGAGACAGUUGUCUACUCUUCCCCAGGACACCCAGACACUGACCAUGAUAACCCAUCCCUGACAGGGACACUUCUACACAAAGAUUGUUGUGGGUCUGAAAUGGCCUGUGAAACCCCCAGUGCUGGAAUGAGAGAAGACCCCACUGACCCCUCAGCCAUGGACAGCAGCAAGGGUGUUCAUGACCACAGUGGCCUCAAAAGGCAUCGAAUUGAAUUGGAAGACACAGAUUCAGAGAAUUCCUCUUCAGAGAAGAAAUUAAAAACAUGAUAAAAACAAAGGGAAAACAAAAGCUACAAAAAGUAGCCUUGCAAAAUAAUUUUUUCUUGUUUAGUGAACACAGAGGAAAGGAAAAAGUAUUAAAGGCACAUAAAACCGGGGCCUGAACGUGUCUGCUCCUGCUCCUUCUGUUCACCAUUCUCCAGGGGGUCUUCUCUAGUGAGAUGCGAGCAUAGCAUUCCUCUGAGGCUCUGUGACAGUGGUCCUGUCUUGGGACAUUUAGCUUGUUGUGUGUAUGUACCCACUGGCACAUGUGGGCUUGAUGUCUUAUGAGGCCUUUCUUUCAACUGUCUGUCAGCAAAGCCCUGUGGGUCUGUAGCUUUUGCCAUUUCGCCUGUUCAUUGUUCACAUGACAUAGGUGUUCUGGUCUUAAGUGAAGAGUGUCCUCUAGAUCAGAUCGUGCUGCAGUGAGUUGUAGAUCGACGCUAGCAGAAAGGAGAGGCCUGCCUUCAGCUCAUUGGCUGUGCUGAAGAGGAAAACAUGGCUCCUCUUUAAAUGCCCCAUGUUUUCUUCAGCUAACACAUCAUUGAGCAUUUACUGUGACUCUUAAGUGGAACAUUGUUCCUGUUAAGAGGUUGACACUUGAGCUCAGAUCCUGAUAGUGCCGCUGUUUUCAGAAGGGGCAGAGUUACACUCUGUGCUGUGAGAUCCUUACAGCAGCUAGUGAACAACACAUUUUAACCACCUAGUGCUGGCUCCUAAGAAGCACUCGAGGCCAGCAGGUGCUAAUGGAGUCCAGGCAUCCUGAAAGAAGAAAGGACCCCUCAGGAGAGCUUUUUACCCAAACUAAUAAACUGACUGGUAGAGGGAUACUAAUGAGUUGUAGUGAAGAGUGGAAUGCGGUACUGUAUCCAGCGCCAGUCAGUCAGGCAGAAUGUGGUACUGUAUCCAGUGCCAGCCCGCCAGUCAGAAUGCGGUACUGUAUCCAGCGCCAGUCAGUCAGGCAGAAUGUGGUAACUGUAUCCAGUGCCAGUCCAUCAGUCAGAAUGCGGUACUGUAUCCAGCGCCAGUCAGUCAGGCAGAAUGUGGUAACUGUAUCCAGUGCCAGCCCGCCAGGCAGAAUGUGGUACCGUAUCCAGUGCCAGCCCGCCAGUCAGAAUGUGGUACCGUAUCCAGUGCCAGCCCGUCAGGCAGAAUGCGGUACCGUAUCCAGUGCCAGUCCGUCAGGCAGAAUGCGGUACCGUAUCCAGUGCCAGUCCGUCAGGCAGAAUUGGCAGGCCUGUCACCCUCCCUCAGGCUUGGAGUUGUCAGAGGCUGUGGGUUCCACCUGAACUUUGCAGAGUAGUUGGCAUCUGUUAGGAGGCAGGGAGUGUCGAGAAACAACUCUCUCUGGUCAGUGUCUUGGCUCCCUGAAAACAUUUUGUUCUGUUGAAGUAGGUAACAGUGGAGAGAAGAAAAUAUCAACUUUUCAGUGUAUAGUGGUGUUGGUAGUCCCCGAGUUGUCAGUGAAGGGUUGUGAAAGACAGGAAGACCUAAGGCUGCUCAGAUGUCCUGCUGGUGUAGAUGUUGAAGCAGGAGGAAGAGAGAACAGUGGAACUUUGCAUACAAAGGUGCUAGACAACUGGAGCCUGGCUGGAGCUGGCCUAGGGAGGACUUAGCACAAGGCAUCUCUGGCCUCACUGGUGCAGCGUUCCUUUCGGAGGAGGACCUGACCUGCUGGGAUGGAGCCGAGAGAAGACCAGCUGCGGAAGCUGAAGGAUGGACGACGUUCAGUGCCAGGAGCCAGGGUUCUUAUGAAAGGAAGGCAGUUGGUAAGAGCCAGGAGGAUAAACCGUUUUCCUGAGCUUUGUGGAAGGGAGAUGUGCUUAGUGUCUGGUGAUGUGGCUGACAUAUGAGAGCACGGUUUGGGAAGGAGAGGAAUGCGCUUGAGUAGCGUGGGGUGCAUACAGUCAGCAGCUGGACUCUUCCUGGGUAGUGGGACAGCAAUUCUGUAACCAACGUUAGAAUUACUUUAGAUUUGUAAUUAAAAUGGUUCUAUGAUUUAUCUUUUGACUAUUCAUAGAUAAUUGUAAAUUCUGGUUUUAUAAGCCCAAGUCAUUUUACAUUUGCUUUUCCGAAAUUAUUAAAUUGGAAUUUUUAAUCCUUUAUAUA